Messenger RNA from Ceratosolen solmsi marchali, 1838 nucleotides. RefSeq names its product tRNA (guanine(10)-N2)-methyltransferase homolog. Gene Ontology annotation, cellular component: cytoplasm. Gene Ontology annotation, molecular function: tRNA (guanine(10)-N2)-methyltransferase activity; nucleic acid binding. The coding region runs from base 16 to 1458 and encodes 480 amino acids. The transcript has 9 exons. NCBI's taxonomy places the organism in Eukaryota, Metazoa, Arthropoda, Insecta, Hymenoptera, Agaonidae. The record is from RefSeq and is a predicted model, not a curated record. Gene Ontology annotation, biological process: methylation.
AGGAGUGUCGACAUAAUGGAUAUUUUAAAGUUUGGUUAUGUUGUGCCGACUGUUGAAGAAACCAUGAGUAAAAUAUGGAAAAAAUAUUUAUUGUGGUUUGCCCACCAACAUGCAAAUUUUCGAAAAGAAGAAAUGAAUUCGAUUAUCAGUAUGUUCAAAAUAACCUUAAGGCUUGUUUUUGAGUCAACAGAUCAUCCUUUCUGGAUUGUUGAAUUAUCAUCCCCUGAUGAAGCUUAUUUAAUAGCAAGCAGGUCGGUAUUACUUCGUUAUUGUAUUGAAUUAUGGGCGCGUUCGACAAACAUAGAAGUUCUUCAUUCAGAUUUGAAAUCUUAUCCAAAAGAUGAAAUAGAAUUGUAUUUAAGUACAACUUUCAAAGUUGUCGUUGAGACAUUUUGUAAACAUUAUACACAAAGAGAGAAAGUAGAGAAAAUUGAAACUUUCAACUAUUUGCCAUUAAAGGGCUCGGUAAAUUUAAAAAAUCCAGACACUACGCUAUUUUAUAUAGAAUACUAUGGUAUCGAAUCAAAUUCAAUACCAGAAAAGCCUAUUGAAUUAUUUUUUGGACGAUGGAUUGCAGAUGGUCAAAGAGAUACAAUUCAAAAACUUUCUUUAAAAUCAAGGAAAUUUAUAGGCAACACCUCUAUGGAUCCCCAGCUUUCAAUUAUAAUGGCAAAUCAGGCUCGAGUGAAAAAAGGAGAUAUGGUUUUAGAUCCAUUUGUUGGCACUGGCUCGCUGCUGAUUAUUGCAUCUAUAUUUGGCGGCUAUACGUUUGGUACCGAUAUAGAUUUUUUAAUGCUUCAUGCUCGUACAAGGCCUUCGAGAAUUUCGCAGAAAAUACGAGAUAAAGAUGAAAGUAUAGCAUCAAAUAUGGAACAAUAUGGUGUAAAAUCACGCUUUUUAGACGUAUUAGUAUCAGAUUUUUCUAGAACAUUAUGGAGAACAGAUAUGCAAUUAGAUGCAAUUAUUACAGAUCCUCCAUAUGGGAUUCGUGAAGCUGUAGAACGCGUUGGAACAUUAAAAUCUAAUCCUUUUAUCGAAGAUGAUCAAAUUCAUUAUCCAUCUAAAGUAAUUUAUAAAUUGGAGCAUUUAUUUAUAGAUCUUUUAAUAUUUUCCGUUAAGCAUUUACGAUUGAAUGGGAGAGUGGUGUUUUGGUUUCCAUUAUUUAGAGGUAAAUAUUCAGAGGACCAGCUGCCAUUUCACCCAUGCCUAACUCUCGUAGCCAGUUCAGAACAAAUUCUCAGUAAUUACACCAGCAGGCGAUUAUUGACGUACGAAAAAAUUAAGGAGCCAGAGACUGACGAUCCAGCGUGUACGAUAGGUGAAGCGAAUUUUCGCGAUCAAUACUUCAACAUGAGAAAGGAGUCGCGUACUGUGAGGCGAUUGCGACAAUCUGGUGAGCGAGCGCGUCAAAGGAUGGAAUGGGAGAUGAGGAAGACGACGAAUGGAGAUAAAACUUGAUUGACAAUACUUUAAUUAAUAAUGAAUAAUUUCUUAACUGUAUAAUAAAUAUUAAAUAUAAUUCGUUUACUAAACAUUAAAUAGUCGGCACGCACCAUUUACUUAGUAACAUAAAAUUACAUUGUCUUUUAGUGAUAUGAACAUGUAUAUGAUGAUAUAUUUACUUAAGGAUGCUCGUGAAUUUAUAUUAUCGAUAUGAUUGUGAAUAAUUAGCAUUAUAGUAGUUAAAGAGAGAGAGAGAGAGAGAGAGAGAGAGAGAGAGAAAAAUUGAAAAUUGGAAAAACGUAUAAAAUGUAUAGAAAAUAUAGUUUGGUAUAGAACAAUACAAUUGGCACUGAAUUCGUAACGUGCAAUCGCAUGGCCUGCGGCGAAAAAAUUUC